This is a messenger RNA of Prorocentrum cordatum, 441 nucleotides long. NCBI's taxonomy places the organism in Eukaryota, Dinophyceae, Prorocentrales, Prorocentraceae. The record is from the annotation of a GenBank genome assembly.
AUGGUGACCCCGGCGGCCCAGAGAACAGUCAGGUACAGCAUGGCCCAGAUGGUGAGGCGCGGCGCCGGGUUCACGCCCGCCCCCGCGCACGCCGAGGGCGCGCCUCGGCGCACGAAGCCGCCGAACACGGCGGCUGUCGCGACGACGAGCGCCUCACGUGGGUUGGCGCGGCUCCGCCCAUCGAAGCCUUCCUCGGUGCGAGUGCCCUGCCGCAGCAGGGCGACGGCAGUUUUCGUUUCGGCCUGCCCGCAGCGGGCCAGAGGGCCCCUCUCGGAGCGCGCCGCGGAGGGCCUGUGCGCUCGGCCUCUCUCCAGCGCCGCAGAGGUCGCCGCAGGUGCCCCCCCGCUGUUCCUCGGGGCGCGCCCCUGCCUCUCACGAGUGCUGCCGCGCGUUUUUUGGCUUUGCGUCUCUGCAGUCUUACUACCCCUAGCACUUCCCUAG